CUGGUGUGAAUUGACGGGAGUCUACAGUAGUCCGCAGAGUGUCUGAGUUCUCUCUGCAGACUGGUCGGCAGAGUGUCUGAGAACCAGUCGCUUGGGAAUUCCCGGGCGACCGGUCGGCAGAGGUCUGCCACCUGCCAAGACGCCCCUUCCCGGACAACUGACCGACGAGACGUCGGUGAUUGCGACCGCAUGGUCGUCCCAAAGGAGGAGGAGGAGGAGGAGGAGGAGGAGGAGGAGGAGGGGAGGAUAAGGAGGAGAGGAGGAGAAGGAGGAGAGGAGGAGAAGGAGAGGAGGAGGAGUUGGAGAGGAGGAGGGAGGAGGGAGGAGGAGUGGAGGAGGGAGGAGGAUCAGGUUAUUAAUGAUGAUGAUGAUGAUGAUGGUGCACUGGAAGGAAAGGUUCGUUGCAAUGAAAGGAAGGUGUGGAAGGAAGAGACAGUAGAAAGCCACCUUAUGCCUCCGCCUCCUCCUCCUCCUCCUUACGCCGCCUCCUCCCCCUCCGCCUCUUCCUCCGACAAUGAUGAUGAUGAUGAUGAGGAGGAGGAGGAGGUGGAGGAGGAGGAGGAGGGGGAGGAGGAGGAGGAGGAGGAGGGGGAGGAGGAGGAGGAGGAGGCAGAGGAGAAGGAGGAGGAUCUCAGAGGGUACUUGGUGGCAAGAUCACCGACGCGCUUCCGAUCUCGGGACCCCCCACGAAAGUCGCCUGGAAGGGAUGCGGACGUGUCGUUGCAUUUGGGUUUAGGGUUCCCGGGCACUCGGUGUAAACUGCGGACUCGGAGCGUUGCGGGGGGUAUAAAGCAUCUUCUGUUCGAUCCUUUGCGUGUUCCGUGGUGGCUGCUGGAAGCCGAUCCAGAUGCGGCAUCCCGUUGGCGCGCAUCCCCACCCACAGCUCGCAAGCUAGCACCUCCGGAACCGCCCAGCCUGCAGCCAUCUGCAGGUUCAGCCUCGCAGAAAUCAAUGGGUAGCUCUACCCCAGUCUCGCAACGUGAAGCGGCGAGUGCUGGUGGCAGCAGGAGUCCACAUCAGCUAUCCCAACAAGCAUUGUCAUCGAGAGGAGGAACUGCUGCUGCUGGUAGUGUUCGCGGAGCUACUUCCGGUUGUCAACAACAAAAAAGGAGGACAGCAGUCAGAACUCCGUCUUCGACUGCGAGGGAGGAACUUCAAGGCUUACUCCCUCGUGCACCGAAAGCGAGGGAGGAAUUUCAAAUUGCAACCCCCCACCGAAGUCCUACUCAUCCUUCGCAAAGACCAUGCCAACCCUCUGCCUGCACUCCAAGCCGUGUCCGAGUCCGACCACCAGUUGUCCAUUCCGCUAUGAGCGCCGGCGGCGAUCUCCAGGGUAGCCUUCCAGGUCCUUCUUCCCCUACCUACGCGGGGAUGCCUGGACCGGUGACCCACUGUGUACGUCCGGAGCGCACGGGUCGAAGUGGUUAUGGUCGUGCAGCACCUGCAUGUAGCGGCGAUUCCGAGGAUCCAGAGGGUGUGGAUUAUCCCUCGGAAGCCGGGGGACGCUCACCAUGCAUGCCGACCAGCUGCGGUGGACGCACAGCAAGGCGCGAAAGGAACCGAAUACGGGAGAAGGCAGAGAGAGAUGCAAUCGAAAGGGCCAAGUGGAUCACGUCGAGGCUGGUUGCGAUGCCUGGACCGCAGCUGAAAGGGCAAACAGAUGAGCAGCGGUUAGGAAGCGACCUUGUUGUCAUAAAGGUGGGUGAUGGCCGCGGAGCUGUGCUUGUGGGGGAGGAUGCGGCGGGGUUAUCGUCGUUGUUGAAGGAAAAUGACAGUCACUGGGGCAGAGAGGGCUUGGCCAGCUCUCGGAGAGGACACAGUAGGGGCAGAGAUGCAAUCGAAAGGGCCAAGCAGACCCCUGUACAGGGGCAAAUGGAGGAGAAGUUAGGAAGUGACCUGGUUGCCAUAAAAGUCGGUGAUGAACGAGGAGGAGCUGCGCUUGUGGGGGAGUGUGUAGUGGGCUCAUUGUCGUUGCAUGUAAGUGACAGUGGCGAAAAGGGCUUGGCCAGUAGUAGGCGCUCCCCCGGGGUGGAUGUUCCUUUGAAAGGAACAACAGCAACAACAGCAACAGCAGGAGGGGGAGGGGGAGGGGGAGGGGGAGGAGGAGGAUGUGGUUUGCGAUCUAUGCCCUCAGUGGAAGAUGGUUUCGAAAGGGACAAGUCUCGCAUGAAUUUGUUGAGAAGACGAGGAGGGGAGAAGGUAGCUGUGUUAAAAAAGGUUGGCUUGUUUGGUCUGGAGAAGUUACUUCACCCACUGUUCAAACCAUUGUUAAAGGCGACAAGCAUGCGGCACGAUGUAGGGGUUUCCACCCUUCGGUCCUUGAUUCCUUGGUAGGCGAAAAGUGACUUCAUUGGGCUGGUACAUAACCUGCCCAGCAAAAUC
Molecule: messenger RNA, 2382 nt
Organism: Chara braunii
Lineage: Eukaryota; Viridiplantae; Streptophyta; Charophyceae; Charales; Characeae
Source: the annotation of a GenBank genome assembly